Molecule: messenger RNA, 2782 nt
Organism: Ooceraea biroi (clonal raider ant)
Lineage: Eukaryota; Metazoa; Arthropoda; Insecta; Hymenoptera; Formicidae
Biological process (GO): detection of chemical stimulus involved in sensory perception of smell; sensory perception of smell
Cellular component (GO): plasma membrane
Molecular function (GO): olfactory receptor activity; odorant binding
Source: RefSeq, a predicted model, not a curated record
CAAAAUUUCAUUCACGUUACUAAUACUAAAGGCUGGACAGGUUGGAAAAUACAAUUUUGAUGUUAGUCGACUGUGAGAAACCAUGGGCAAAAGGUCAUCUAUAGACUAUGAGUUCUACCUGCAACCAGUAUUACGGUGUUAUUAAGAAGGUGUCAUCAUUGGCUGGCCAGUGGCCUUAUCAGACACCAAAAACAAGAAUAUUCUGCGUAAUUCUGGUGACUCUGAACACACUUUCUAUGAUCAUCCCGCAGACAGCAAAAUUCGUUAGAUGCGAUGGAGACUUGCAAUGCAUUUUCGAAAGUAUGACAUCGUACACGUUAACUGGUGUAUCAUUACUGAAACUAUAUACGUGUUAUUUUAAUCAGUAUAAGCUAAAGAUUCUCGUCGAUCAUUUUUUCAUUAAUUGGGAUAGAUUAGAGAGUCCGGAAGAAUAUGAGAUCGUGAAGAAAUAUACUGAGAAUAGUCAGCGAUUCUCUUUGGGGUAUUCAUCGUACUGCUUCAUAUCAUACGCUCUGUUCAUGUGCAUAUCCAUCAUACCGCAAAUGUUGAAUGUCAUAUUACCCCUCAACGAAUCCCGCCCUGUAGUGGUCCCGUAUCCGGGAUACUAUUUUGUCGAUGAGGAGGAAUAUUUCUUAUAUAUUUUCUGUCAUGCCGUCGUGAGUGGGGAAAUAAUGAUGACCGGAAUAGUAGCUCACGAUUGCAUGCUUCUAACUUGCAUCGAACAUAUCUGUAGUAUUUUUGCUGUGGCUGGGUUUCGAUUUGAACAGUUAACAUACGAUUACACGACAAAAGUUUUACACGAUUACGUAAGUGAUGACUAUCGCAAACGUAUCGCGUUUUCGGUACACAUGCACCAAAAGGCUUUACAAUUUGCUCAGUUUGUUACAGACAUAUUCUCUUUAUCGCUGGCCAUACAAGUGGCGAUAAAUGCAUUGGUAAUUAGCAUCACUCUGUUACAAAUCACGCAGCGGGAUGCUGAUACUUUAGAUGCGUUAAAAUAUGUAGUGUACUUUGCUGCUCAGCUGAUCCACUUGUUCUAUCUCAGUUUCGAAGGACAAAAGCUGAUAGACCACAGUGUUCAGAUGCGCGAAAAGAUUUUGUCAUUGAACGAUUGCAGUUAUGACAGUUUGUGGUACAAAACACCCGUAAAAUCGAAAAACGUACUUCUGUUCGUGAUACGAAGGACCUAUCAACCUAUUUUCCUGACCGCUGGCAAGAUACUUGUUUUCUCGUUGGAAAGUUUUACCACGAUUCUGCAAACUUCAAUGUCAUAUUUUACGGUGCUCGUGCAGAACAAACUUACUAGUCAUCAUCAUAAAAAGCAUUUGUUAAGAAAGUUUGCUUUUCUUCAUCGUCCGCAGCAUGCGCUGAGGCAGUCUAUCGUACUACCUGUUGAAUCUAUCAAUGAUGAAUGCACUGAUCGCAAACACGAGCAAGGAAUGAUUACAGGAAUAAUGUAUCGCAAAUCCUCGGAAAAACAAUCUUCUGAGGAAGCUCUCAUGCCGAAGAAUGGAACGAGAAAUUUAGUCGAUCGUGAGCCAUCAAACACAAAGUACCCCUCUAAGAAAACUAUGGAGUUCACUCGAAGUCACUUUUGUGGUAUCACGAAAAAGGUGUUAGUGCUCACCGGCCAAUGGCCCUAUCAGAAUAGAAGAAAUAGAUUGCUUGGUGUGACCGUGACGUCCAUAGCCACAUUCUCUCUGAUCAUUCCACAGGUGAGCAAAAUCUUUCAGUGCGGCAAAAAUGUACAAUGUAUACUACAAGUUUUGCCAACGAUUUGUUUGUUUACUAUUAUUAUAGUGAAGCUGUAUGCGUGCCAUUUUAACGCUAGCAGAAUUAAAUAUCUCACCGAUCAUUUGCUGGACGACUGGAAGAAACUGGAGAGCCCGGAAGAGUACAAAAUUAUGAAAGCGUACGCUGCAAAUGGAAGAUUAUUUGCCUUGAUAUUUAUGUUAUGGUGUUAUAUAAUAUCCCCUGUAUUUGUGUCCAUCUCACUCAUACCGCAGAUACUGGACCUUAUCGCGCCCCUCAAUGAGUCUCGUCCCAUAUUGUUGCCCUACGAAGCGUAUUACUUUGUCGACGAAGAAGAGUAUUUCUUCUAUAUCUUCUUCCAUGCCGUCGUGGCUUUAGAGAUUGCUAUAACGGGGCUGCUCGCGCACGAUUGCAUGUUACUAACUUACGUCCAGCAUGUCUGCAGCAUCUUUGCCAUUGCUGGAUUUCGUUUCGAGAAUAUAGCAUACAAAAAUGUUAAUGUAACGAAUCUGAAUAAUUUAGAUAACUAUUAUAACAAGAAAAUAGUAAUCUCUGUGAAUGCACAUUGGCGAGCUUUAGAUUUUGCAGAUCUUCUUGAAAAUACGUUUACUAUAACUUUUCUUAUACAAAUAGUGAUAGUUAUCAUAGGGAUGAGCAUUACAUUGUUACAAAUCUCAAUGCAGUCCGAUGUUCUGCAAGCAACGAGAUACUCGGCAUUUGUCGUUGGUCAACUGAUUCAUCUAUUUUUCUUCAAUGUGCAAGGCCAAAAGUUGGUAAACCAUAGUUUACAAAUACGCGACAAGAUAUAUAACUCAUCCUGGUUUAAGAUACCUGUAAAAUCGCAGAUGCUGCUCCUCUACGUGAUGAGAAAAAGCCUGCAGCCAAAUUUUAUCAGCGCUGGCAAAAUCUACAUCUUUUGCCUGAAAAGCUUUACCGCGGUUGUGCAAACUUCCGUAUCGUAUUUUACCGUAUUUGCAUCCUUCCAAUAGUCGAUGGUCAAUAUUCAGAUAGUAUAGAAUUUUUAUGCAAC